Molecule: messenger RNA, 5310 nt
Organism: Physeter macrocephalus (sperm whale)
Lineage: Eukaryota; Metazoa; Chordata; Mammalia; Artiodactyla; Physeteridae
Product: H-2 class I histocompatibility antigen, Q10 alpha chain-like
Exons: 10
Biological process (GO): immune response
Cellular component (GO): external side of plasma membrane
Source: RefSeq, a predicted model, not a curated record
AGGGCGCCAUCAAGGACCUGCGGGCGGGCCCCAGGGUGAGCGCGGUGGAGCCGCAGCCAGAGCCCGGCCGGAGCCUGAACCUGAGCCAGGUCGGGGUCGCAGCUGCCGCGGCCCUGGGGCCCACAGCUGAAGACGGACUCCACCGGGACAGGCACCCUGGGGCAGCGCGUGAGGUUGCGGAUCAGGCGGCCGCCGAGUCCCGGGAGUGCGCGGGACCGGCGGUCGCCGCCGCCACCACCGCUGCUGCUGCUGCUGCUGUUAGGACUGGUGCGGGAGGGCGCAGCAGGUGUCUGCAACAACUGUCGAGUGAUUCGAAAACAUCUGUGGCUUCCAUCAGAGACCAAAGCACAGGUUCUGCUAAUCCUGCUGAGCUUUGUUGCCUCCAUUCAGCAUGGGAGAAAGGCCAAACUUCAGCUAGAGAGAGUCCCUGGGGGUUGCCCUUGGUGGCCGAUAGCCCGGCGGCCAGGGCAAAGGUGGUGAUGGCAGAACUGGCACACCUGAAGUUGGAAAAGAAGCCAUGGCCUACAAGGACACACUCGCUCCACUACUACUACCUGGCCCUGUCAGAGCCAGGCCCAAGCCUCCCUAAGUUUCUGGCUGUAGGCUACGUGGACGACCAGCCCUUCAUCCGGUAUGACAGUCGUGUGGGCAAGGCUGAGCCCCAGGCCCCGUGGAUGACGCCAAUGGAUGCCCAGUACUGGGAGACAGAGACCAAGAAGCAGGAGAAAUGGGCGGAGGUGCAGCAGGUGGAGAUGUGGACGGUGAUGGGCUACCACAACCACAGCAGCGGCAUGCACAGCGCUCAGCGCAUGUUCGGCUGUGAGAUCCAGGAAGACGGCCGCUACAGGGGCUUCUGGCAGUUUGGCUACGAUGGGCAGGACCACCUGUCGCUGGACCUGGAAACCCUGAGCUGGGUGUCAGCUGAGCCCAUAGCCACGCGGACCAAGCACUGGUGGGAGACAGAGCGCUGCUACGCAGAGUACGACAAGGCCUACCUGGAAGGCCCCUGCCUUGCCUCCCUACACAGAUACCUGGAGCUGGGAGGCCAGAGAUUCAGCCGGAGAGAGCCACCCACAGUGCGGAUAACAAAGCACUCGGCCAAAGAUGGGGGCACCACCCUGAGGUGCUGGGCCCUGGGCUUCUAUCCACGCAACAUCUUGCUGAGCUGGUGGCUGGGGGAGAAGGAGCUGGACUCUGAGCAUGCGGAGACACGCCCCAGUGGGGAUGGCACCUAUCAGACGUGGGCGGCUGUGUGGGUGCCGGUGGGGGAGAAGGCCCAGUACACCUGCCACGUGCAGCACUCCAGCCUGAACCACACGUUCACUGUGUCCUGGGAGUCCUCUCAUCCUGGACUUAUCGCCAUGGUUAUCUCCCUCAUCCUGGUCUUGCUGGUGGUUGUUGGUGGUGUGAUCUUGACCAAGUGCAUUCAAGCCAGGAAUAAGGAAUCUUACAAGCAAGCCCCAGGUGGAGAGGACCCCCAUAAUUCCCAAAGCCCAGCAAGAGCAGGGGCUACUCAACUCAUCUGCUGACAGAUGGUCACCGUCACAGAUCAAGGAGGUGUUUUGUGGGAUGUUUGGGGACCUGAAGACCCCCUGCCCUGGCUGGCUGGUAUGAAAUCUGACUGUGAAGGGCCCACCCCACCCCGAAACUGAGGCGUCCUCACCCCUAUCAGUCUUGUUACAAGCGGUCUGUGCCACUAAGAUGGCUUUGCCAUCUCCCUGAAGUCCUUUUAAAAGUCUAAUUAUUUCCUGUUUCAGGGAUGGGGAGGAGGAGGACAGUAGUAAUUCCUCAGAUUGUUUUACACCUGACAAUUUGCCAAAUGAUUUCAUGUUAAGUGUAAAUCCCACUUGAGCUUCUCAGGCACCCUGUGAGUUUGGCUAUGUUAUUCUCAUUCCCACUUCCUGAACGUGAAAACCAAGGGUCUGGGCAGUCAGGGAAGAACCAGAACAAUAGUCAAAGAGUUACAGGGGCAGCAUCCUUAAUGCACCUGCUAGCAUCAGGAAGAAAUAGCUGAAUGCCUGCCUCAUUUAUAAGUGUGUUCUUUUAUGUAUGUCUGAUCCCCUUUUGUAAAGAUUAGAGUGUUGGGGCUGUGAGGGUGUAGGGGAGGCGGCAAGGAUGGGAACAUGUGUAUGUGAGGGUGUGUGGGUGUGUAUGUGUGAGGGUGAGAGGAUAUAGGGUGUAUGUAAGGGUGAGUGUAUGUGUGGUGUGUGGGUGUCCUUGUGUAUAUGAGGAGAAGCUCAGAGAGACAGGUGCCUGGGGGCCUGUUCGUUGGUCCCAGGCAGCUGGAGGAUGAGAAACAACACAGGCCAUAUUUUCCAUUAUUUCCUGUCCUUUUGAAUGAUUUGAAUUUUUGCAAUAAGCACGUGUUACUUUUACAAUAAGGGAAAGACCCCUUUUCGCUGUGUCCUGUGGAAAUGCUUGUGAAGGAUAUGUCUGGAGAAGGCCCAGCCUCACCUUUGCAUUUUCAGUGGAGCAGAAACCCCAUGUCUCCUCUGUGAACAAGAAUCCAGUCUCACGGCCAUUUGGUGUGCUAAGGGGCUGGGACUCCAGAGCCCCAGCAGAGAGAGGGAGUGCUCCACUGUCAUAAAGGACACAGGCCAGACCCCUCCCAGGGCACCCUCUGCCUCCCCUUCAGCUGACCCCAGAGUGUGACAGAGCCUCCUGUGGGGACUUUUGAAACCUCCGUGUCUGCAGCCCUGGGAGGCUCCGAGCCUGAGGAUGUGAACGACUGUAAUACUAGAAAAAGAUUCAGCCUGCCCUGGUGGCCUGCAGGACCUCAGCAGUGAGCUUGUAAUUAUCAGAUUGUCCUGAAGACGUGUCUUAAAUGUCUGUCUUUCUCAGUGAUGUUGUCAUGUUCCAUAUAUGCUGAGCAAACCACAUACUAAGCAGGGUUCUAAGCACUGUACUGUAUACUAAGCUGUUUAAUCCUCAAAGCACACCUGUGCUGGAGAAUUAAUACUCCUGUGCUACAGGUGAGGAAACUGAAGUCCAGGGUCCCACAGCUGGUUCAUGCCAGAGCUGGGAUGUGAGGCCAGGUAGUCUGGCCACUGCACCAAAAGUCUCAAUGACAACCGUGCUGUUCUGUAAAUAGGCAAGCAAGUACACGUCUGCAAUCCCUUAUCUGCAAUUCUGAAAUCCAAAAAAACCGCCAAAAGCCGGAAUUUUCUUCCUAACUUUGUCAUCAUAACCUGACCUGGGGUACUUCCCUGGUGGUCCAGUGGUUAAGAAUCCGCCUUCCAAUGCAGGGGACAUAGGCUCGAUCCCUGGUGGGGGAACUAAGAUCCCACAUGCCGCGGGGCAACUAAGCCCAUGAGCCGCAACUACUGACACCGUGCGCCACAACUACUGAGUCUGCUCGCUCUGGAACCUGCGCACCACAUCUAGAGAGAAGCCUGUGCGCCACGAGGAAAGAUACCACGUGCUGCAACUAAGACCCAACGCAGCCAAAAAUAAAUAUUAAACUAAAACUAAAAAAAAAAAAACUGACCUGGGAGAGAGGUGGGAGGAAAAACAAACAAAAAACCUUAAAGUGAAGUGAGGUUCUGUGCUUCCACUGCAGGGGACAUGGGUUGGAUCCCUGGUCCGGGAACUACGAUCCCACAUGUUGUGCGGUGUGGCAAAAAAAAAAAAAAGUGUUCAUGCUCUUCAUUUAUUCCUCUAGGGUGCCUUUUCACAAUUUUCCACAGAAAUAUUGAUCUGGGGGAUUAUGGGGUGUCACCCCAGACCCCUCUGGUAGUAUUAUGUAAUAUUCAGCAUCCAUACCUGGGUAGCUUUCUAAAGCCCAAAGAAUUCUAAAUUCUGAAAUACAUCUGGCCCUAAGGGUUUCGGGUAAGAUUAUGGACCUGUAUUAAUAAGGUUUUGUGGCAAUAAACAUGUUUUAUUUUUACAGUUGUCUGACUGUAUGGUGAGACAAGUUAGGAAACAGGGCAGGUCUGGCCCCUACCAAUAGGAGGCACAAGUGCCCGGGUGGGCCCUCAAGGUUCCCUCAGCCCUGGAUGCACUUAGGUCCUCCUGAGCAGAAGUGAAACAUUCUUCCCUGGGGAAGGGGUAGAGGCAGAGUGUGUUUGGGGAGAAGCAGAUUGGACGAGGCUUCUGGCCAGUCAUUCUCUCUUUGAAUUGGUACAGCUGUGUCACCUUUCUGUACCCUACACAUACCGCCAAGGCUUCAGGCUCCUCUACACACCUCCCAGACCCACCUCCUCAAGCUUUGGUCCUGCCCAGCCAAGUGUAGACCUUAGACUGGCAAUUUGCAUGGCUUCUUUGAUGCAAGGGCAUUGAAUAUUCAGGGAGCCUUAGAUAGAGGGUCCGGCUUCUAUAAGUGCAAGCCCUGGGCAGAAUGGGCCGGAGGUUCCUGUCCAGUUCUGUGCUUCUCUGUGUCUAGGACCCUGAAUACCUCUGGGGCCGCGGGAUUAUAGGACCAUCCCUCCAGGUGAGGAAAAGGAGCAGAGAGGCCAUGGACUGGAACAGUCCCAUAACAGCCCCUACAGGACAGUAGCAGGGCCCCAGGCACCUAUCUGCCACCCAAAGGCUACAGUCAUUUCGCUCUUCCAUUAGCCUCAUUGGCUACUUGGUUUAGAAACUGCCAGAGGGCAAAGGCCAAGCAGUCAAUAUCUGUCCUGGAUAUCCAUCAGCAAACCCUAGUUUUUGCACCUCACGGCCUUUUCCUGCUGGCUUUCCUCACCCUCUGUCCACUCGGCCUUCUGCCUUCUCACCAGAACACGACAUCUGCAAGAAAACCUGGAGCUCUGGCACCAGGGGACUGGUAGACGGAAGUGCCUGAGGUGAAGAGACAGCCGCUACGCCUACCCUGGCCUGGGGACCCUUCCUCCCCCUUCCUGAGUCCUACUAACCCUUCCCUGCUGAAGCAGCCCUCACCCCAACUUCGCACCCCAGGCAGAACCUACCAGCCUUUAUGCUGCCAAUGGCACCACCGUCCUGACGUUCAGGAAGUGUCUGCUCCAUAACUGGAUUAUGAGAUCCUUGGCAACUGGGCAACUUCAAACUUUAUUUUGUUUUAAUCAUAUUUCCCUUAGAGGCUAGUUCAGUGUUUUGCCCAUGGAACCAUAAAAUACAUUUUAGGGGAAAAAACCAAAAAGUAUAUAAAAAUAAAAAAUAAAAUAAUACAUUUAAGACCUAAAGGGAUCCUAAAGCAUCUCUAGGAGCCCCUGAUAAUUUGACACUCUCACUAACUACCCCACCCCAUCAUGCGACUUCGCUCUGCUGACGUCUUGAGGCCUCUCACAUUAGAGUCCUUCCUGUCCAGGCUGUGAGCUCUCUCAAGUGUGUCUCUCUCUUACCUCCCACCCCCUC